UCAUUCUUCAUCUUUCUGUGAUAUUGUCAGAUGACACGAGACUGAGGUUCAGCAGCAGUCGUGUUGCUGUCACGGUUGGCAGUCUGCUGGAUGACCAGCACUGGCACUCCGUCAUCAUUGAACGCUUCAACAAGCAGGUGAACCUCACAGUGGACUCCCACACGCAGCACUUCCAAACCAAAGGCGAAGGAGAUUCACUAGAGGUCGACUAUGAGCUGAGUUUUGGAGGCAUCCCGCUUCCCGGCAAACCUGGAACUUUCCUCAGGAAGAACUUUCACGGAUGUAUGGAAAACCUGUACUACAACGGAAUCAACAUCAUCGACUUGGCAAAGAGACGCAAGCCACAGAUAUACAGUGUGGGAAAUGUGACCUUCUCAUGCUCACGGCCCAAGCUGGUGGCAUGCACCUUCCUGAGCUCCAGCAACAGCUUCUUGUCGCUACCGGUUGCUGCACCAUCCACCAUCAUGGGGGGUUUCUCCAUUCUUCUACAGUUCAGGACGUGGAACCCUGAUGGACUGCUGUUCUCUGCAUGGCUGAGCCGAGAGCCUCAGAGACUGGAGCUGCAGAUCAGAAACAGCCGGCUGCUCCUGACCCUUCACAGUUCGAGGCAGCAGAAAUCAGAGGCCUUGGCCGGUCACAGAGUCAAUGAUGGACUGUGGCACUCAGUGAGUCUCGACACCAGAAGUCUGCAGAUCACUCUGACUCUGGACAGUGAGCCGGCCUCCACCAUUGAGCAGUGGGAACAACUGGAAGCUGGAGGCAGCUUCUACUUUGGAGGCUGUCCUCCAGAGGGCUGUCAGAACCCGACUCUGGCCUUCCAGGGCUGCAUGCGCCUUAUAUCCAUCAACAGCCAGCCAAUCAACCUCAAUCAUGUCCAGCAAGGAUUGCUUGGAAAUUAUAAUGAUCUUCAGUUUGACACCUGCAACAUCAGAGACAGGUGUCUUCCUAACCUGUGCGAACAUGGAGGUCGGUGUUGGCAGUCCUGGAGCUCUUUCUCCUGUGACUGUUCUGGGACCGGUUACUCCGGAGCUACCUGUCACAACUCCAUAUACGAGUCGUCCUGCGAGGCCUAUAAGCUGAUUGGCAGCUCCUCUGGCUUUUACUCCAUUGAUCCAGAUGGGAGCGGCCCUCUGGGGCCCACGCCGGUCUACUGCAACAUGACAGAAGAGAGGGUGUGGACAGUGCUGUCCCACAACAUCUCAGCUCCAGUUCGAGUCCAGGGCUCCUCUCUGCAGAAACCUCAUACCAUGAUGUUAAACUACAGCGCCUCGGUCAAACAACUGCGCGCCGUCAUAACGUGGUCAGAGCACUGCCAACAGGAAGUUGUUUACAACUGUAGGAAGUCCCGCCUUUUCAACACGAAAGAUGGCCGUCCGUUGUCCUGGUGGUUGGACCAUGGAGGAGAAAGGCGUAGCUACUGGGGAGGCUUCCUGCCUGGAGUCCAGCAGUGCUCUUGCAGCCUGGAGGAGAACUGCAUUGACAUGAACUACUUCUGCAACUGCGAUGCUGACAAAGACUCAUGGGCUAAUGACACAGGGGUCCUCUCCUAUAAAGACCACUUGCCAGUGAGCCAUAUCAUCAUCGGAGACACUAACAGAACAGGCUCGGAGGCCAUCUACCAUAUCGGCCCUCUGCGUUGUUAUGGAGACAAGUCCAUCUGGAACUCAGCAUCCUUCUAUCAGGAGUCCUCCUCCCUCCUCUUCCCCACCCUGCAGGCUGAGCUCACCUCUGACAUCUCCUUCUACUUCAAGACCAGCGCUCCCUCUGGGGUCUUUUUGGAGAACCUGGGCCUUAAAGAUUUCAUCCGAGUGGAGCUCAGCUCUCCUUCUGUGGUGACUUUCUCCUUUGACGUGGGAAAUGGCCCUGCGGUCCUGUCUGUGAAGUCCCACCUCCCUCUGAAUGACAGGCAGUGGCACUAUGUGAGAGCGGAGCGUAACGUAAAGGAGGCGUCGCUGCAGGUCGACCAGCUCCCCCUCCGCUUCCUGGAGGCUCCAGAUGAUGGACACCAACGCUUGCGCCUCAACAGCCAGCUGUUUGUAGGAGGAACAGUGUCCCAUCAGAGAGGCUUCCUCGGCUGCAUUAGCACUCUGACCAUCAACGGUGUGACCUUUGACCUGGAGGGGAAAGCUAAGACGGUGCCAGGAGUGAGCUCCGGUUGUCCAGGUUACUGCAGCGGCUCCAGCAGCCUGUGCCACAACAGAGGGAGGUGUAUCGAGAAAAGCAACGGCUACACCUGCGACUGCUCACAGUCAGCCUACGGAGGACCCACCUGUAAAGAAGAGGUGUCGGUGUCCUUCGACAGAGAGUCCUCGGUGACCUUUACCUUCCAGGAGCCCUUCUCAGUGAUGCAGAACAGAAGCUCCCAGGCCUCCAGUGUUCCCCGACAAAGCAGCAGCAGGGCCAGAGAGGACAUGGCCUUCACCUUCAUCACGUCCCAGAGCCCAGCCAUGCUGCUGACUGUCAGCACCUUCAGCCAGCAGUACAUUGCUGUCAUCCUGGCUCACAACGGAAGUCUGCAGCUUUGGUAUCACCUGCAGACACACAGGAUCCCGGAUGUGUUCAGCCCCAUCCUCAGCAGCCUGGCAGAUGGACGGAUUCACAGGAUCAGAAUCCACCGUGAGGGCAAAGACCUCUAUGUGCAGAUCGACCAGGACAUCCACAGAAAGUACACGCUGUCAUCUGAUGCAGAGCUGAUCUUAAUCAGAUCCUUGACAUUGGGCAAAGUCAUCAGAAGAGACAGCUUCCAAGAGGAGGUGGUUCAAGCAGGUUCGAAGGGUUUCAUUGGCUGCCUCUCCUCAGUCCAGUUUAAUCACGUGGCCCCUCUGAAAGCAGCACUGCUGAAUCGAGGGAGCUCAUUGGUCACCAUCCGGGGUCCACUGGUCCAGUCAAACUGUGGAGCGCUGGCAGAUUCUAUCACAUCCCACAAUCUGCGAGAUCAAGUUGCAACAACGAAUAAAGAUAAGGAGAAGCAGGGAGGUGAUACCCAAAGUGAUGUGGCUGUAAUAGCAGGUGUGGUGACAGCAGUGGUAUUCAUCACAGUUUGUGUCCUGGCUGUGGUGACCCGCCUCCUGUACCGACAACGGACCCAGCGGACUAAUGACAGCAUCAAGGAGAAGGAGAACCGCCACAGCAUGGAGACUGAAAACAGGACAGAGAUGCACCUCCAUAGCUCUGUCAGGGACACCAUGAAAGAGUAUUACAUCUGAAUACAUAAGGGAGUACUUCAUCUGACCACAUGGAAGAGUACUACAUCUGACCACAUGAAGGUGGACUACAUCUGACUACAUGAAGGUGGACUACAUCUGACCACAUGAAGGUGGACUACAUCUGACUACAACAUGGUGGACUAUAACUACAUAAAGGUGGACUACAGUCCACUACAAUAUGGUGUACUACAUCUAACUACAUAAUUGUGUACUACAUCUAACUAUAUGAAGUUGGACUACAUCUGACUGCAAAAUGCUGGACUACAUCUAACCUCAUGUAGGUGGACUACAUCUGACUACAUGAAAGUGGACUACAUCUAACUACAAGAUGGUGGACUACUUCUAACUACAUGAAGGAGGACUUCAUCUAACUAGAAGAAAGCAAACUACAUGAAGGUAGACUUCAUGAAGGUAGACAUCUCUCCACAGGAACGUGGACUAUGUCUGACUACACAAACAUGGGCUACAUCUGAGUAGACUAAGGGGUUCUACAUCUGACAGGAGUCAGUGAUCUAUCUUAUACGUAAGGCAGACAAUCUGCUGUUGCAGCGUUUCAUAUGAACACAGAUCUCUGAGCUCAACACCUGCACCUUGACCAAAGGCACUGCAAACACCCAGGGACCUUCCUGCUGUGUGGACUAUAAAGCAAAAACAGAAUGGGGUUGGAUCUUUACACGUGUUUGACGUUGCAGAAACUGUGACAAAUGGAGCUGCUGUGGUUUUAAACCAGCAGAUAAUUGAGAGAGGGAGAAUUAAUUGGGAACCUGCUGCACCUCCUGAAUGUGCACACCAUUUUCGUACUAACUCCAAAUGCUGAAUAUUUCUGCAUUUCAGUAGAAUAUACUUAAUGAUACAUGGAAAUCAAAAGAAGUAGGCCUGGCCUGUUUUGUGCACAUUCGCUGCCGUCUUUUUUUAGCUUGGUGGUGAAUGUUGUUGUGUUGACAGGGAAGAGGAACAGGGGGCCAAUACUGCCUACUGUAUGAGUGCCUAAUUUGCAUUUCCAUAUGAAGGAGCUUGUUAUCUUUCAGCCCACAAUAAAAAAUACAAAAAACAGAUGGACGACAGUAGAAAUUUUAAUCACCCAGUAGCUCAACAGCAUCAGCUAUUUGACCAUUAGGUGAAAUGUGAAAUGUUUCUCUCAGUUGAGUUGUAUUUUUUGUUUGUUUGUUUUGUUUUUUUGCACUGCACUUAAAGUAGUAUAAAAAUCAACAGACCAGGAAUAACUAAUGAAAUGAUUAAAUUACUUUCAACUCAGAGGUGUACCAAGUUUUUGGACUUACCCAGGCCAAUUAAGCAAAAGUCUUCAUGGUAACUUUAUCUGUUCGUUAUUUUUAUUUAUUUGUAUCUUUUUUUAACAUUUUACAUACAUGUUUCUAUACAGACGAGUGACAAUUGAAGGAAAAUAAAGAAGUGGAGAAAAAUAACAGAUGCAGGUGUUACCACAUAGGUGCAUCACAUGGUACAGUUAAGCAAUGAACAUCCCAUCAUGUUCUUUGGCAUGUAUGAAAAUGCCAAGUCCAGUUCAUUCUGGUUUUCACAGAGGCGUUAUUGUAGUCAUGCUGCAGUGCAUAAAGCUCUCAUUAAAAGGGUGAACACACAUUUAAGAGUUCUUCUAUAAAGAUGGGGGAAAAAAGUGAUCUGGUCGUAUAGGUCAUCCUUCAACAUUUUUUCAGUGCAUGCAAGAGAACGCUACAGGCCUGGAUGCUGGAACCCUAGAGUGAGGGCAUCUGGUGGUCUUGUUAUACUGUGGGGGGCAUUUUGCUGCCAUGGUUCUAGCCCACUUGAACCCCAAGAGCAGUGGUUCUCAAACUGUAGGGUACCCACUGCAAGUAAGAGACGGAUGACCAGAGGACAAAUAUGGAGAGAUACUAAGUUGAAUGCUUUGCUGCUGGCUUUUAUUUCACUAAAAUUCAACUUGAUCCUAUUUUGAAACAUUUCUAUCCUUAUCAGUAUGCGUCAGUGAUUUGAUAAACAUGAAUGUGAGUCAUGUUUUAGUUUUAAAAGAAUGCUCUUCAUCUCUCCAGUAGAGAUCAGAGACAUGUAGAAUCAAUGCCAAGCUGUUCACAGACAUAUUGGCCAAACACACAAGACACUACUAAGACCCUCUAUGUUGGUUUUUCCUCUAAUUUGUCACCCGUCUGUAUACAUGGAGUCGUGUCAUGUGAUUGCUCUUCUUAAUGAUUUGUACAACUGCUGUUUUAUUAGGGGUAUA
Molecule: messenger RNA, 5418 nt
Organism: Larimichthys crocea (large yellow croaker)
Lineage: Eukaryota; Metazoa; Chordata; Actinopteri; Sciaenidae
Product: contactin-associated protein-like 5
Exons: 19
Source: RefSeq, a predicted model, not a curated record